AUGACAAAAACAGCCCUCCUUAAAUUACUUUUGGCCAUAGUGAUCACGUUCAUUUUAAUUUUGCCAGAAUAUUUCAAGACGCCAAAAGGAAACAUGUUGGAACUAUCAUGUCUGGAAGUGUAUUUACAACAGAAUUUCAGCUAUUCAUUCUUCUCUACAAAUGCUUCUUUUGUGACCUUUCUGCAACCAAUAGGAGAAACUCAGACUAUUACGGGAAUCUUUCUAAAUCACUCCAGCUUUCAAAACUUCACCAGGAUUUGCCAAGAUAUCACAAGUGAACUCAAGACGUGCUUCUCAUGUUUGGCUUAUGAGUCCAAAGGAAACACUGAUUUUAUUUUUCAGGAACAAACAUCAAAAGCUCUUAUCAUGAGAGGAUCAAUGCAAGUGAAGUCAAAUGAUUUUCACUCACCUUGUCAACAUUUUAACUUCACUGUAACUCCUAUGGUUGACCACCUGGAGGAAUAUAAUCUUACCUGUAAUCUAAAAACCCACACUAGAAGGUCAGCCACCGAGGAGGAAGAUCCAACAGAGGCAACAUCUGUAAACCGUACUUGUAGAACUAUGGAACACCCACAUAAUUGUAUAAACAUUUCUUUCCAUUUAGAAAUGGAUGCAAAAAAUUCUAUCUGUUCCAUGAAGAUCACUUGGUAUGUUCUAAUUCUAUUAGUCUGUAUAGUUUUGCUCAUCUUCAUUAUCCACAAAAUACUUGAAGGCCACAGAAGAGUGCAGAAGUGGCAGAGUCAUAAAUACAAACCUACAUCUGUCCUCUUACGAGAAAGUGAUUCUGAGAAACUACGAACAUUGAAUGUGCGGGUUAUUUCAGCAGAGACCACCAAGAGGCCGCCGACGACUCUGGUCAAGGACGUGCUUCCUCCAAUACCAGAACUAGAAGUUACUUCCACGGGGCAUCAGCAAGAUCAAUAUACACGACUAUCCUUCUGA
This is a messenger RNA of Rangifer tarandus platyrhynchus (Svalbard reindeer), 942 nucleotides long. Lineage: Eukaryota; Metazoa; Chordata; Mammalia; Artiodactyla; Cervidae. The record is from the annotation of a GenBank genome assembly.